Messenger RNA from Uranotaenia lowii, 1881 nucleotides. RefSeq lists its product as uncharacterized. The record is from RefSeq and is a predicted model, not a curated record. The coding region runs from base 1 to 1881 and encodes 626 amino acids. Lineage: Eukaryota; Metazoa; Arthropoda; Insecta; Diptera; Culicidae. The transcript has a single exon.
AUGGACUUGCUCACAAACGACAGACGGAAGAUAACUGCAAACGGACCAACUCUACAAAAGACCGUAUUCGGAUGGAUUGUCUCGGGUCGAGUAUCAAGCGCAACACCAUCCAUUUCUCAGACUUAUGUUUGCUCAAUUGUAGAUCUUCAAGAUCAAUUGAUGAAGUUUUGGGAACUGGAAACCUGCCGCGUUAAAAGCGUCCUGUCGAUAGAAGAAUCGUUGUGUGAAAAGAUCUUUCGAGAAACUACGAUACGUGACACUGAAGGCCGAUUCGUCGUUACACUUCCCAAGAAAGAGUCUGUGAUUGAUCAAAUCGGCAACUCACUCACGAGAGCUGCUAGUCGUUUUACGGCACUGGAAAGGCGAUUCGAAACCGAUGCGGAUUUGAAGAAGUUGUAUGCUGCCUUCGUCCACGAAUACCUUGCACUAGGGCACAUGCAAGAAGUGUCAGACAAGUCGGAUCUAGAAAAAGGCUACUACAUACCGCAUCUCCCUGUGUUUAAACCUGACAGUACGACGACAAAAUUGCGGGUGGUGUUCGAUGCAUCAUGCAAGUCAUCCUCUGGUGUUUCGUUGAAUGACGCUCUAAUGGUGGGACCUGUCGUCCAGGAUGAGCUGCUGGAUAUCACGCUACGCUUCAGGCUUCAUCAGUACGCGAUUGUAGCUGACAUAGCCAAGAUGUAUCGAAUGAUCAAGGUGCAACGUGGGGAUCAUCGGUGGCAGAGAAUUUUGUGGCGAGAUUCAAGAGAUGAGUCUGUUCGGACCUUCGAACUUAACACCGUUACUUACGGUACUUCCUCCGCCCCUUAUCUUGCUACAAGGUGUCUGCAACAAUUGUCCCAGGAUGGAGCUGAGGAAUAUCCGAUCGCAGCUGAGGUGCUCGCUUCUGCGUUCUACGUCGACGACAUGCUGAUUAGUGUCAAAUCCAUUGAGGAAGGAAAGCAACUUGUGCAGCAAAUGAUGAGCCUCAUGGAUUCUGCUGGAAUGUCUCUCAGAAAGUACGUUUCUAACUGCUCGGAGAUUCUACAAAAUGUACCCUCCCAUCUCUGUGAUGAACGAUUGGUUUGUGAGUUAGACUCAACCAGAUCUACUGUGAAAACCCUUGGACUGCAGUGGCAGCCUAGCUCCGACGACUUCCGCUUCAGUACGAUUUCUUGGGAUGAUAAAGCACCGAUUACCAAGCGAAAAGUAUUGUCAGACGUAGCACGGCUUUUCGAUCCCUUAGGACUAGUUGGCCCCGUCGUAAUCCAAGCUAAAAUCUUUGUACAAGAUCUGUGGAAACUCCAAUGUGAUUGGGAUGAGGAACUGAGCGUUGAGCUUCAAGAGCAGUGGAGGGAGUAUCGUCGAAAUUUUGCAAGUUUAGACAGUUUGUCAGUGCCCCGUUGGGUUGGUUUGAGUCAGGAGACAAGAGUCGUAGAAAUUCACGGAUUUUGUGAUGCGUCAGACAAAGCGUACGGAGCAUGCUUAUAUGUCAGAACCGUUGAUGCUAAUGAGGAGAUUCUAGUUCGACUGUUGACGGCGAAGUCGAGAGUAGCCCCUCUCGAAAACCUGAAGAAGAAAAAGAAGAGGCAAUCUACGCCACGAUUAGAAUUGUCAUCAGCUUUACUUCUCGCGCACCUUUAUGAAAGAGUCUCCAGAAGCAUCAAGUUGCAGUCAGCAAAAUCCCACUUUUGGACUGAUUCCAUGAUAGUUAAGUGUUGGCUAUCAUCCCCACCUUCGCGUUGGAAAGAGUUUGUAGCAAACCGAGUCUCCGAGAUCCAACACAUCACGGUCGCUGGAACAUGGAAUCACGUAGCAGGAGUUGAAAACCCGGCAGAUAUAAUUUCCCGAGGCAUGAUUCCAGCACAGUUGCAGUAUCAAUCGCUGUGGUUUCUGUCGUGA